Messenger RNA from Aethina tumida (small hive beetle), 1271 nucleotides. Its product is annotated as translocon-associated protein subunit alpha. The record is from RefSeq and is a predicted model, not a curated record. The transcript has 4 exons. The coding region runs from base 129 to 995 and encodes 288 amino acids. NCBI's taxonomy places the organism in Eukaryota, Metazoa, Arthropoda, Insecta, Coleoptera, Nitidulidae. Gene Ontology annotation, cellular component: endoplasmic reticulum; endoplasmic reticulum membrane.
GUACGCCAGCUUCCACGUAUCACCAGUUGGAAUAGAAAGCAAAGCUUGAGUUGCUGGCGGACUACAGUUAUUUGGCACCGAGCCGGGGGGAAUUAGUGACUUAAGUUCAGUAAAAAUUCAAAGUAAACAUGAAGAAAUUCUUUCUUUUGGCCCUAUUGGUCUUACCAGCUGUGAUAUUUACCUUCGAAAAUGGCAAUAAGAUGUUAUCAUAUGCUGAGGAAGAUCCCUUAGAAGAUGAAGCAGAUGUUGAAGGAGAAGCUGAAGUUGAAGAAGUUGCUGGAGCUGAAGAUGAGGACGAAGAUGAUAGUAAAACAAACGCUUCACCAGAUGCAGACACGACGUUAUUAUUUGUCAAGCCAAUUCAUAUUGGAGCUUCUCAAUUAGAAAUUCCUGCUGGCUCUCCAGUUGAGUUUCUGGUAGGUUUCCGCAACAAAGGCAAGAACCCCUUUGUGGUAGACUCCUUGGAAGCCUCAUUCAGGUACCCCAUGGAUUUCAACUUCUACAUUCAGAACUUCUCUGCAAUUGGCUAUAACAAAAUUGUAUCUCCUGAACAAGAAGCUACUCUGCACUACAGUUUCAUCCCAUCUGAGUCCUUUGCUGGAAGGCCUUUUGGUUUGAACAUCAACUUGGCAUACCACGAUUCUACUGGCAACUCCUUCCAAGAGGCUGUGUUUAAUGAGACUGUCCAAAUCAUUGAGCUGGAAGAAGGUCUUGAUGGAGAAACUUUCUUCCUGUACGUAUUCCUCGCCGCAUUGGUUGUUCUGUUCUUGGUGAUUGGGCAACAAACUCUGCUGUCUGUCGGUAAGAAGCGUACCAGCCCUCGCAAACAGGCACCAAUUGAGACCGGAACUAACAACCCCAACAACGUCGAUUAUGAUUGGCUUCCAAAACAAACAUUGGCCAGUUUGAACAAGGAGAAACUCCAAAAAUCGCCAAAGUCUCCAAAACAAAGUCCUAGACAACGUAAAGUGAAACGUUCUACGGGUUCAGAAUAAACAGGUACAAAUGACUGAUAUUAUAUAUAAAGUUCACAACUUCAUAAAACAUUUUCCAUUUCAUUUUGUACAUUGUACAGUAAUAGGACUAUUGUGAAAUAAAUCCUUAUUUAUAAACGUGUUGCGAUAAGUUGUUUAUUUAUUAAUUUUGUAUCUUGUGUUGUGAGAUAUAUAUAUAUUUUUUUUGUUAUGGAAUUUCGCUAAUUUGAAUGAAUAAGAUGUAAAUAUUGAGUUCACCAUAGUGGUGAUUACGAAUAAACAUAACAUUCUUUUUUA